Molecule: messenger RNA, 6881 nt
Organism: Xyrauchen texanus (razorback sucker)
Lineage: Eukaryota; Metazoa; Chordata; Actinopteri; Cypriniformes; Catostomidae
Product: SLIT-ROBO Rho GTPase-activating protein 3-like
Exons: 24
Coding region: 785-3643 (952 amino acids)
Biological process (GO): negative regulation of cell migration; signal transduction
Cellular component (GO): cytoplasm
Molecular function (GO): protein binding
Source: RefSeq, a predicted model, not a curated record
UUAGCAUGUGCGUAUGGUGUAUGCAUGUGUGUAUGAACAGGAGAAGCAAGCAUGCAUUUGUCAGCUUGUGUGUGUGUGCAUGAGGGAUAGACAGAGCUGUUUUAUUUUUAUUUCAUGCCUUAGAAAGAGAGAGAGAGAGAGAGAGAGAGAGAGAGAGAGAGAGAGAGAGUCAUCUAUGUAGAAUGUGUCAGAGGGGGAGAAAUCAAACUGGCUCCAUGAAAUCUAUGUGACUCAAACACAGUGUUCUCUGUGUCCACAAGAAAGGGAAGGAAAGCAAGGGAGGAGAAGAGGAAGACAGACAGAACUACAGGGAAUGAGUCAUGGACAAUCACAUUUAACCACGGCCUCAGGAAACAGAUGAACUAUCAGGCCCCAGCAAAGCUCCCAUAUUUUCUGCUCUGAAAAUGAUACUGUGAAUGCACACACACCGUGCUGAAAGAACUGCUUAGACUGGAGCUCACCCGUGUCCACACACACACACACACACACACACACGCACACACACUUGCAAACAGAGAAUUCCCUGUUCCGUUUUUGCUGAAAGCACAGAUUGAAAGUCAGGGUUUUUCUUUAGUCGCCCGGUACGAACUCUAGACAGUACAUGAAGAGUCUCUCUGUAAUUUAAUGGAAAUAUAACUAAUUUUGCAAAGAACCAAAACGACGUUGACAGCACAUUGGAACAGUCAUUAAUUGUGCAGACAAAAAAAAAAAAAACCUGUUUGUGAUCAUCUUACGCUUCAGGCUUGAUUAAAUCCAUAGGACUGAUACACCAGAAAAGGAGACCAUGACAUCACAUGGAAAACUGAGAAAGGAAAAGGCGGAGUAUGAGACACAAAUCAAAGAGGUACGUGGUCAGCUCUCGGAGCAGCUAAAAAUCCUGGAUGCACAGCUGGAGGUGAAAACACAGCAACUGCAGGAUCUAAGCGAGUACCUGCGCAGACGGGGUGAGAUUGAGGCAGAGUAUGCCCGCUCUCUGGAGAAACUCAGCGAGAAAUUCACUAUCAAGACUAAAAGAAAGGAGCAGUUGGACCUGUCGGUGGCUCAGAGCUGGACGGUUCUGCUGACCCAAACCAGACAGGAGAGCCGAGAUCACAGCUCACUGAGUGAACUCUGCAGCAACACCCUCACACAACGGCUCUCACACUGCAUAGAGGAUACGCACCGCAUGGCAAAGAGGAGCAAGGAGGUGGGUCUCCAGAUGCAGGACGAGCUCUUGAAAAUCACCACAGAGCUGCAGACGGCUUUGAAAACGUAUCAUCAGUACCACAUCGACUGUCUGGCUGCUGAAGGCAAGCUCAAAGAGGCCACACGACUGGAGGAGAAACAGACGGGCAAAUCAGCUGAUCUCGGUCUCAUCCAAUCAGGAGGGCAGAGGCGCAGUUCGGUGAAAAAAAUAGAGAGACUGAUGGAGAAGAGGCAAGUGAAAGUACAGGAAACUCAGCUGAAGUGCACUAAAGCUCGUAAUGACUACUUGCUCAACUUGGCAGCAGCGAAUGCCUCCAUGAAUAAGUACUAUCUGCAGGACAUUUGCACUCUGAUUGAUUGCACAGAUUUGGGGUACCACCUGUCUGUGUCUCGGGUUAUACGCGGGUACGUCUCCAACCAAAACCGAAUAAUCCAGAACAUGAAAAAUGGCCUCCAGCAGCUUGAUACAGCAGUUACUGAACUCAAUCAGGGUCAGGAUAGAGAUGCCCUGCUCCAGGCCCACAAUACAGCAUUCUGCCUGCCCUUUCGCUUUCAGUACCAGCCUCAUGAAGGGGACCAGGUGUGUGAGGUGAGUGCAGAGGGCCAGGUGAGGUAUGAGCUUGAGACCAGAUUCCAGCAGCUUCAGUCCAGACUUGCCUCUGUUACCCUGGAAACAGAGGAGGUCAGUAAGACACUUAAGACAACACACACUAACCUUCUGGAGAGCAUCUGUGAUGAUGAUUGCAACCCAACCCCUGACACCACCGCUACCCCAUUGGUGGAAAACACAGGUGACUGUGCAGGGAGCAAACCAAGCCUGGCAAAACGCAGAGCCAAUCAACAGGACACAGAGACAUUCUACUUUACAAAAGUAAAGGAGAACAUGAGUGGCAGCUCUCUGAUCUCAAAACUCCAGGCUAAACAUGACCUGCUUAAAGAGGCCAUACAGAAAGCUGAGUCCAUUGAUAGCGAUCCCUCCAGAAUGCAGCCUGAUAGGGCAGUGCGUGUGCGGAAAGCCAGGCCCUGCUCCCAAUACAACCACAAACUCUUCUCUGGAGACAUGCUCUCUUUCAUCCAGAGCUCUGGGCAACAGAUCCCCCUGGUAGUUGAGAGCUGCAUCCGCUUCAUCAAUCUGCACGGUCUGCAUCAUGAAGGAAUUUUCAGAGUGCCUGGUUCACAGACUGAAGUCAAUCAUAUCAGGAAUGCCUUUGAAAGAGGAGAAGAUCCGUUGACUGACAGUGAGUGUGACAUUGAUUCAGUGGCAGGGGUUCUGAAGCUUUAUUUCAGAGGUCUAGAGAAACCUCUGUUCCCUGAGGAGAGCUUCAGCCAGCUCAUGGAGUGUGUCCAAAUUGAGAAUAUGACAGAGAGAGUAGCGCAGAUAAAGUCAGUGGUUUCACUGUUCCCUAGACCCGUUGUCAUAGUGAUGCGCUAUCUAUUCGCCUUCCUUCAUCAUGUCUCUCAGUAUAGUGAUGAGAACAUGAUGCAGCCAUAUAAUCUGGCUGUGUGCUUCGGCCCCAGUCUGCUCAGAGGGGUGGAGAUGGGUGGUGACGAAGUGACCCUGGCACCUCAAAUCAAUGACCUUGUCAAGACUAUACUCCUACAUCAUGAGAACAUUUUCCCUAGUCCGUCUGAACUCUUGGGCCCUGUCUAUGAGAAAUGCAUGACUCUUGAGCAAGAAUACUGUGAACCUAUCACAGAAGAGGGUGAGGGAGAUGCUGAACAUCCUCCCAGUGAAGAUGAGUGGGAGGCAGUGGCUUUGUUUGAUUAUGUUGCACGCUCCGCAGCCGAGCUGUCAUUCAAGCAGGGUGACCACCUCUUACUACACAGCAAGGCCUCUGCUGAUUGGUGGAGAGGGGAAGUAGGCGGAGUGAGAGGCCUGAUCCCACAUAAUUACAUCAGUGUGGUAGAGGGGGCAGACCGUAAGGACAGAGGGAAGAAGGAGGACAGCAGAGUAGGCAGCACAGGAAAUCUAGCAGAAGAACAGCAGGGCGAGCACAGCACCCGUAUGAGGGUAAACAGUGAUAGUGCAUCUCUGCCCGGCCGGCAGAGGACAGGGAGCGGAGGCAGCAGUAUAGGUGUAGGUGGCAGUGGAAGCCCCAUACGGAAGCUCACCCUGCAGGUGCCCGAGGGACGACUCAUCCUUCCUCCACAGUCAUCUGCAGUUGCACGCCAGCUCUCAGGGCACCAUGAGCGCAGACAUACUUUAGACAGUCUGAGGCCAAUAGGAGGAGCAGCAGAAAGACAGACAGUUCAUAUCGACAAGGAGGUCAGUCGGCAGAUGAACUCUGUCUUUAAGGAGCUGUUGUCUCGUCAUCCUCCUCAAGAAGUCUUGGGUUCGAGCCCUCCUCCCUCUUCCACCCCCUCCGUGUCUCCUGCUGCUGCUCGGCCUCCGGUGAAAAAGGGAGGUUUCAACCUUCGCGGCAGAGGACUCUUCAAACCCCAAGACCAACAGGACUGAGGGGGAUGAUAUCUUAGUGAAUACGAGUAAGAGUGCUGGAGAAAUGCCAUCACAGAUUUGAAUAUAUUUUUCCAGACAUACAAUAUAUGGUACCCUUUACGCCUUAUUAACUAAAGUGUAUUAAAGGAUUCAGUUAAACCAGAACCAGUCACGCAUUCUGUGAUUGUUCAUGGCUAAAUUGUGUGUGAGGCCAAUUCAUUGAUUAAAUUUUUAGUUGUAUUUGUGUUUUAGCUUUGUCAUUGUCUUAAAACGACUGUCAAUCUGGUCCUCAGUCAAGAGUAUCCUACUUCAUCCAAUCAUUCAUCCAUCACAGUGGCGUCCAGUCUCUGUAGUUUUUUACUCUAAUGUUAAACUGUGUUGUUAUGGAGAAACAUAUAUAUAUAUCUGCUGAUGACAUAUUCAUGGAGAUGGUACCAGACGGCAGACAAAGUGUUUAGAAAGUCCCUCAAACUAUGUAGAUACUGAAUGGCAAGUGUGAUGUGGGAAUGAUGUCCAUCACAGGCGGAGUCCACGUUGUUUUAUUUUAUUUAUAGACAUGUCACACCAAAUGUAGAAAAAGGUUUUUAUAAAGGCCAGUGUCCCAUUCAGUUUGACAAUUAAUUAGACCUCGGGUAGAGGGCAUAUUUCAUUUGGUGCAAAUGAAAAAAGACCUUCAGUGUGUCGUACUGUUGUCGUUCAUUCAGCUAAAGGCCAAAACAUACUUUAUGCAAGUUCACGUACACAGAUGCAUGCUCUUGGCUAAAGCUAUUCCAAAGCACGUUCCAGUUGAACAUACAUUAUAUGCCUUCUUGUGGUACUGUGGCAGUAACCUACCUCAGUACACAAGGGGGCGAUAGAGUUAUCUUCAAGAGUCUGUGCCAUUUAAUUGGAUGUGUUGCUGUGUAAUGGGAUUACACCUAACACUGAUAGAUCACAAAGUAAUUAUUUACUGUAAUAUAAUUAAUUGUAUUAAAGGGAUAGUUCACCCAAAAAUGUAAAUUACAUUUAUUUCAUGAUUUACUCAACCUCAUGACAUCCCAGAUGUGUAUGACUUACUUUCUUCUACAGAACACAAAUUAUGAUUUUUAGAAAAAUAUCUCCAAAAUACUUUAAUAAUACCUUUAUGAGCUUUUUGAGCAUCAAAGUAAUCCAUAUGACUCCAGUGUAUUAAUCCAUAUUUUCUGAAGCAAUGUAAUAGGUGUGGGUGAGAAACAGAUCAAUAUUUAAGUACUUUUUUUGUUUGAAUUUCUCCUCCCUGCCAAGUAGGAGGUGGUAUGCAUGAAUAAUGUGAAUCACCAAAAAGACAAGAAGAAGAAUGUGAAAGUGAUCUGUUUCUCACCCACACCGCCCACAUGAUAUCACAUCUGAUGAUAUUGAUUUAACCAAUGGAGUCUUAUGGGUUACUUUUAUGCUGAUUUAUAAAAAAUUUUGUUUUUAUAAAACUUUUUUUUUGGAGCUUCAAAAUGAUUUUUUUUGGAGCUUCAAAAUGUUGGCACCCAUUCACUUGCAUUGUAUGGAUCAUUGUAUGAGAAGUUCUUAAAAUGUUAAUUUGUGUUCAGCAGAUGAAAGAAAGUCAUAUGCAUCUGGGAUGGCAUGAGAGUGAGUAAAUAAUGAGAUUUUUGGGUGAACUGUCCAUUUAUGUCUGUACAACCUGUUGAAUGGACAGUACUUAUGUCAUUUAAAGCCUUGUUUUCAUUUGACAAAUUAAAUAUGCCAGCAACCCUGACUAGUUAUUUGAGUAAUUUCUUUAUUUGAUUUUUUAUUAUUGAAGUUGGCAGAUUUUCUUAUUUCUUUUUUACACUAUGCUAAACUCAAGUACUGUAGCUGUAUACUUAGCUCUAGUAUACGGUACUGAAGGUACAAAAUGAUAACCAUUAAAAUCCUCCAGGGUCAUUUCGUUUUACAAAACCAAUGGAAAUAACUUUGCUUAGUUUAUAUAUAUAUAUAUAUAUAUAUAUAUAUAUAUAUAUAUAUAUAUAUAUAUAUAUACACUGAUCAGCCACAACAUUAAAACCACCUGCCUAAUAUUGUGUAGGUCCUUCUCCUGCCACCAAAAUAGCGCCAACCUGCAUAGAAUAGCAUUCUGGGAUGCUAUUCUUCUCACCACAUUUGUACAGAGCGGUUAUUUGAGUUACAGUAUAUUCUUUCAGUUUGAGCCAGUUGUGAGUUAAAAUCCCAGGAGAUCAGCAGUUACAGAAAUACUCAAACCGGCCCGUCUGGCACCAACAAUCAAUCCACGGUCCAAAUCAAUGAGAUUUUUUUUCCAAUUCUGAUUGUUGAUGUGAAAGUUAUCUGAAGCUCCUGACCCGUAUCUGCAUGAUUUAUGCACUACACUGCUGCCACACAAUUGGCAGAUUAGAUAAGUGCAUGGAUAUUUGUUGAGCCAGGGCUGGUUUGAGUAUUUCUGUAACUGCUGAUCUUGUGGAAUUUUCACACACACAGUCUCUACAAUUUACUCAGAAUGGUACCAAAAACAAACAAAUAUCCAGUGAGCGGCAGUUCGGUGAACAGAAAUACCUUGAUGAUGAGAGAGGUCAACAAAGAAUAGCCAGACUGUUUUGAACUGACGAAGUCUAUGGUAACUCAGAUAACCGCUCUGUACAAUUGUUGUGCGAAGUAUAACAUCUCAGAAUAAUAUUUUGAGAUGUGGGUUGGCGGCAUGAGGGGGACCAACACAAUAUUAGUUUGGUGGUUUUAAUGUUGUGGCUCAUCGGCAUAUAUAUAUAUAUAAUUUGCUAAUUGGUAUUCAUUUGAGCUUUUUGUUGGAUUUCUUAUUACAUUUCAUUUCUAUUCUAUAAAAACUUUCUAUUUAAAAGGAGUCACCACACAUGCAAGCAAACACACUGAAAUGGCUGAUCUUGCAUGGGAACAGGUGGAGUGGCCAAAAUAAGCACAGCUCUGUAGCCACCUUUACCCCUUCAGCUCCAUUUUCUUUGUCACAUCUAAAAACUGUCAAGACAACUGUGAAGUCAAGUGCCACCAAACACUCCGAGCAGCUCAGGAACUGUAAAACAUAGGAGAAAAGGACAGGAAAAUGAGAACUAACUGGAGAAAGAACACGUGCAGUCACAGGAAGUAGAAUGGAAUUUCCUUCCUUUUCACUGCACAUGAGCACAUUAAUAAAACCCUGGUCACUAAUGUCCCUCGACUGCCACCCAAUCACUGAAACAUUCCUUUUAGCAGUGUCUUUCUGUUAGAUGAUGUCAUCAUUGAUGUAUGGAUUACAAUAUUAUCUAAAUAAAUUAUAUAGAUUCUGAAA